Messenger RNA from Cyclospora cayetanensis, 2427 nucleotides. RefSeq lists its product as uncharacterized. The record is from RefSeq and is a predicted model, not a curated record. NCBI's taxonomy places the organism in Eukaryota, Apicomplexa, Conoidasida, Eucoccidiorida, Eimeriidae. The coding region runs from base 1 to 2427 and encodes 808 amino acids. The transcript is spliced from 13 exons.
AUGAAAGAAGAAAAAGACGGACGUAUUGCAAAAGAGGUGGAUGUAGAAGAGAAAAGAUGGCAGAGAAUCAGUGGUGAAGGAGCAGGCAUACACGCAAAAAACACGAAUGGUGAUCCCACACUUCACACCACUACAAGAAACAGCGCUACUGUACACGCAGCCAACGCUAAUCACAGAGCAUUGACAGAAUGUGGCAUGUCUAUUGAAGUGAGGUAUGGUGUGCCUCGUGAAUUAUACGCUUUGUUGCCCCUCAAUCUGAAUUUUGAAACUCUCCCCGAGAGCUACACGCACGAAACUGGUGGAAAGUUACCUUUUUUCAAAACUUUUGUGGGCGACUUUGUUGAAAUGUCAGGAAAAACAAUGAGAGGAAAAGUGGGAAGGAGGGGAGGGCUAGGCGCUGCCGACAGGAGAUGCCCGGCGUGGAGUGGCAAACGGAUCGACGCCUCAAAAGAUCCUCGCACGGGUUGCUUCUCGGCAGACGCACCCACCUGGAGCGCGGUGGCAGCUCCACCCUCCCAGCUUCAUUCUAUUGGCUCUGCGGCGGCAGCAGCAGCCACUGGCGCUGCUAUUGCCGCGACGGCUGCGGCUGCGGCAACGGCGAGGGAUACGGAGGCGCUGACUUCUUUGGAGAAGAUACCUAUAAGGGUGGUGGGAGCUCGCGUGGCAGUGCAAGUGCGCAUUGGAGGCCAAGACUUACUCAUGGGCAUGGAUAGCUGCAAAGAAGGCCUUCGUCUCUUCGCAUCUGGCAGCUCUUCUUGCACAUCUGGGAGGCUUGCCGCUGUUACACCGCAUCCGCAGGAGCCCCCCCACUAUGAGCGCAGCAGCGACGCAGCAGUGAUAGAAGUAGCUGCCAACGACUCGGAGCAACAGCGUGCCUCGCCUUUUCCGCCUGAGCGACAGCGGCAGCUACAGAAGCCUCUGAACCGUCGCAAACAUCAGAAGCAGCAGAAUCAGGCAUGCUAUGACCCCGAAAUGUCUGGUGCAGCUUCGUGGUGUUUGAACUGGCAUGAAAUCUGCACAGCCUUUUCAGAGACGCCCUUCACCUGCCGUCCUUCGCAGCAGCACGAUCCCCAAUAUGCUGUUAAAUAUAAGCAAGUCGUCGAUGGUAUUAUUGUUUCUGAGAUGCGGCUAGAGGGCUUCGAUACCGUCGAGUUGGUUCCGCCACUCCCCCCCAUUACGGCGGGCAGCAUGCACCAAGAGGUCCCCCUAGUAGAUGCUGGCUUUCGAGGAGAGCGCUCUCUUCCGAACUCUUCUUCCUUUCGCCUUAGCAAGUUUCCUGUCAAACUGGUGCUUGAGCGCGAGACAGACUUCGAUGCCUACAAGGGUCUUGACGGAGUCUGGGGUGUUGCUGGUCCCGACAUUUGCUGCCGCGAGGCCUCCUUGUGGAAUAUGCUGUUAGAGCCGUCCGUGAAUGCCGUGGGAUUCGAUAUUAAUCUGCCUGAUCGUGUGGCAAGCCCCUUUGCCGCGGCGAGAGCCUCUCCAGAGGGGAGGAAUGAAGGCCUCCCUGCAGUGCCUCCUUCUUUUAUGUACCUUGCAGCCGACGCCCAGCAAAUCUUUGGGGGAAUGCUGUGGGCUCAUCGCAUGCAGACGGGAGCUGCAGGGUAUGACGGCUUGAUUCACUUCACUACCUUCGACUGGAAACUCUGCGGAGAAUCCGUCGGUCACCCUCUCUCCAAUAGCUGGGAAGCCAUCGUGGAUCUGAGUUCGGAAUGCUUGGUGGUGCCUCCCCCCAUGUGGAGGAGUCUGCGUGCAUGGCUGCCUCUGGAUGUGAAGCACGAGCUGUGCAAAGAUCCUGACUCUGAAGACAAUAUCUCACAGGCUUCCAUCGCGCAUCCAGCAAUUUUGAAGGGCAGUGGGGAGGAGCAGGUGAUGUACCGACGGACUUGCCCGCUACUCAAGACUCCCACCAGUCGUCAGCUGCCUGCUCUGUCGUUCUCCCUCUCGCAGUCUCAAAUUCAGAACCCGCGUUUACAAAUACCGUUGGAUCGACUUGUGGUUCACGAGGAGGGGAUCGGGGAUGUCCUCUGCGUAGUGCCUCAGCCGUUCCUGUCUGUAGCUGCAGAUCAGUGGAGGCAGAUUCGCUUUGGCACGCGAGUCCUUUCCGCCUUCAAUGUGGUGAUGGAUCGAGCCAAUUGGCGCGUGGGCAUUCGAGAAAAAAACGUCAUGCCCACCACUGAUGCAGCCUGCCAACCCCGGGCCGUUUGCGCGGGCAACCAGACGUACGUGCCGUAUACCAACCGGUGCGCAGAUCCCGACUGCAGCGUGAAAAUCCUCUUCGAAAUGAACCCUGAGACAAAGGUAUGCGAACUGGCAUGGUGGGUUCCUGCUGCAGUUGUGACUGCUGUUGCAGCCGUUGUUGCGUUGGAAGUCUUUGUUUUGUAUCUAAGAAAUACAGUAGUGGCAGAGGCCUGCUCCGGUGGAAGGUGA